AUAAAAUCCCAAUAAAGAUAAAAAAAGUUAAACAAAGGAAAUAUGGUGUUCUUAGUAAGUCUGAGAGUUUUCCAGAAGAUUCAGACUUGGCACAAGAGCUACAUUGUGAUGCUGUAAAAUACAUACAGGAUGCUGCAAAACAAAAUAACAACCAGGAAGCUAGUGAAUUUGUGUUGCAGCAAGCUGUUGUUACUAGUUCUGAAGAAAGUGAAGAAAAUGAUGAAACUAAUAAGUUAAAUAAGAACACAGAGGAAGAAGGAGACAUCAGUGAUCACUCCAAAAUUUAUAUAACUCCGAUGGAUGAUGACGACAGUCAAGUGACACCUAAGAAAAACAAAUCUCACAAAUUGCUGAGACUAAAAUCUACUGACAGUGAAGGAGAUACAGAUCAUGAGGAUAAAUAUUCAAAAGAUAAAUCAAAAAAAAAAUGUGUUCGAGCAAAGAGAAAAAUAUUAUCUUCAGAUGAUGAAACUUCAAGUUCAGAGAGUAAAGAAGAAUCAGAUAGCUCAUGUAGCUCACUUGUUUUUUCUGAUGACAAGAAUACAAGGAAAAAAAAGAAAAUAUCAAGUGAUGAUGAUAAAGAAGCUAAAAGCAGUAAAAAGCCAAAGAAGAGGAGGAGGAUUAAAUUGUUGAACACAUCAGAGAGCAGUUCUGAUGUUGAUAAUUCAAAAGUUGUCUCUACUAGUAAGCAGUCUUUCCAGGACACUCCUUCGGGUAAAGGCAGACGUAACAUCCGCAAGCUUAUCAUAGAUCAUAAGCUACAAGACCAAACCAGAGUAGCUGCUCAAGAAGAAAUGGAAAGAAGGAAACGAGUUCUAGAACGACAGAAACUAGCAA
This is a messenger RNA of Limulus polyphemus (Atlantic horseshoe crab), 837 nucleotides long. Its product is annotated as transcriptional regulator ATRX-like. The record is from RefSeq and is a predicted model, not a curated record. Lineage: Eukaryota; Metazoa; Arthropoda; Merostomata; Xiphosura; Limulidae. The annotation marks the transcript as partial. The transcript is spliced from 5 exons.